UCCUGUCUGAAUCACAUGGCUGGAGCCAGUUUCCAUGGAGAAGGCGAAGGGGGUGGGCUCCCGGGUGCCUUUAAGACUUCAGUGUUUUCCUUCUGUCCAUGGGAGUGGAACAAAGGGAAGGCGAGUGACCGGCCUCGCGCUCUGUGCGCGCUCGCUCUGCCUGGGCACCGGACAUGGAGGCCCUCCAGGUCGCACUCCACCAUGUCGCUCUCUGUGCGUCCCCAGCGGCGCGCCCUUGCGGCCAGGAUCAAUAGGAGCCAGUCCUUCGCCGGCGUGAACUCGAUCCAGGACAAGGCCUUCAGGAAUCUGCCUCCCUUCAGCACCCCAACGGUGUCCAGGAAGACUGGCUCCCGGGUCAGGAGGAUGUUCUCCAUGUCCCACAAGUCCCCCCCACCCAAGGUGCCGCAGCCCGACCGGCUAGAUGAGGUGUACGAAGCGCUCAAGAAGGGGCUGACAGCCUACCUGGAGGUGCACCAGCUGGAACUGGAGAAGCUCAGCACCCAGAUCCGUGAGUCCAAGAGGAAUUCCCGCCUGGGCUUUCUCUAUGAUCUUGACAAGCAAGUCAAGUCGAUCGAGCGGUUCCUGCGCAGGCUGGAGUUCCAUGCCAGCAAGAUCGACGAGCUCUACGAGUCGUACUGCAUCCAACGGCGGCUCCGCGAUGGGGCCCACAACAUGGUCAAGGCCUACACCGCCGCCUCCCCGGGCAGCCGCGAGGCACGGGACAGCCUGGCCGAGGCCAGCAAGGGCUACAAAGAGUACACCGAGAACAUGUGUCUGCUGGAGAGCGAGCUGGAGAGCCAGCUGGGGGAGUUCCACGUCAAGAUGAAAGGACUGGCCGGGUUUGCCAGGCUCUGUGCUGGGGACCAGUAUGAGAUCUUCAUGAAGUACGGGCGCCAGCGCUGGAAGCUGAAGGGGCGCAUCGAGGGGAAUGGGAAGCAGGUGUGGGACAGCGAGGAGAUGGUCUUCUUGCCCCUCAUCACAGAGUUCCUCUCCAUCAAGGUGACGGAGCUCAAGAGCCUGGCCAACCAUGUGGUGGUGGGCAACGUCUCAUGCGAAACCAAGGACCUGUUUGCGGCGCUGCCACAGGUGGUAGCUGUCGACAUCAAUGACCUGGGCACCAUCAAGCUCAGCCUGGAGGUGAACUGGAACCCCUUCGACAAGGACGAUCAGCCCUCAGCUGCCAGCACGGUCAACAAAGCAUCCACUGUCAACAAGCGAUUCUCCACCUACAACCAGAGCCCGCCCGACACGCCCUCCCUGCGGGAGCAGGCCUUCUAUGUGAAACAUGCGCGGCGGCAGGAGGAGCUGGAGAACGGCACGGCCUGGUCCAUCUCCUCGGAGUCAUCGGACGAUUCCUCGCCCCAGCUGUCGGGCAGCACCCGCCCACGCCUCCCACAAGCCAUUGUACAGCCCGAGGUGCGCUCCGCCCCCGCCAUCGAGAUCGCCUUCUCCCAGCAAGAGGAGGCGGGCGCCGCAGCCGAGCCACCCAGGCAGGAGGAGCCAGGCAGCGCGAGGAAGGAGGUGGUGGCCAAUGGGCACGUGCCCUACUCCCGGACUCUGAGCCACAUCAGCGAGAGCAGCCUGGAUGCGGCAGUGGAUUGCAGGGAGGGCCCCAGUGCCCACAAGGAUCCUUCCCCAGUUCCCCAGGACCCCAGCACCGGGGAGCUGCCUCCCCUGGAAAUGGACACUCCCGAGGCCUCGAACCUGCUGGUGCCCUGGACAGGACCAGACCGGGCCGGAGCCGAGGCCUGUGGGCCGUGUCUCAGCGAGGCCUGUGAGCCUGUGGUGGGCGGGCUGAGGCCACUGUGUCCAAGCUCUGGGGCCAAGGGCAUGAGUCUCCCGGACCGGCCAGUGGUGCUGAUCCAGUCUCAGAGGAAGGGGAGGCUGGCCCCAGCCCAGCUCCUGCCCACCAGCCCGGCAGAGGUGCAAGCCAAGCGUGACUGCGGCCUGGAGGAGGCCAUCGGCUCGCUGUGCUCGGCCCGGAUGACUAUCGGGGCAGUUCCCUGACUGCAGCCGCUGGAGCGGGAGCUGAAACGCCUGGAGGAGAUCCUCAUGGUAAGGGGGCAGUGGUGGGCCUCGAGGAUGGCGCACCAUGCGGCCCCCACUCCUUACUGCCUUCCCACACACAAGCAGCGCGUCUCCUGAGCCGCCUCCAGCAUGAGCCUGAGUGAGCACGCCCUGGAGAGCUUCAGCUUCCUCAACACCUCGACAUGGAUGACUCGAGGGCUCGGAGGAGAGGAAGGCCAGCCGGACGAGUGGAGGGCUGGCGGGGCCCAUGCUGCGGGUGGGGCAUUGGGAGGCUGCGAGGUGAUGGCCGAGGACACCGGCACGUGCCGCGGCUCCGAGGGCAGCUCUGACCCCAUGAGCACUGGCAAUGAGUUCCUGGACAGGGCCGUGGUGCUGCACCUCAGUAACUGCAACCGCCUGCUGCUGAAACUGGGCACAUUUGGGCCGCUGCGAUGCCGGGAGAUGUACGCCCUGGACAAGCUGAUGAAGGAAGCGCAGGUUCUGGAGAUUGUCUGCCAGCUGACGGAGGAGAAAUCGGGGGUGGCCAACACUGCAGCAGAAGUGGUGCAGUUCUCCACCCUGAAGGACGGGGUGCUGGCCCUCUGGGACCGCUGCGUGGAGCAGCCCAACGUGUACACCUGCCCUGUGGAGCGGUUCCUGCGCACACUCAGUGCCCAGUAUGCAGCGCCCCUGGCUGAGCGGCAGCCGGGCCUAGCAGACUCAGUGUGUGUGAAGCUCGUGGAGGAUGUGCUGGACCGGCGGCUGCCCAAGCGCCCCGGGAGCAGCCAGGGUGAGCAGCUCACCAUCUUCCAGUACUGGAGCCACUUCGAGUCACUCCCCGCGUCUACACUGGAUGCCUACAUCAUGGAGCUGGCUGAGGAGGUGCUGCUAGCCCAGAGCCUGAACUCGGACGACCAGGAUGUGGUGCUGAAGGCGCUGAGGCGAGUGCCCGAGAGCCGGCUCAAGAAGGACGGGCUGAAGGCCAUGAGCUCACUGCUCAUCGAGGGUAACAGCAAAGUCGUCAGCGCUGUGUCCGCCCAGCUGCGCAGCCUUGCCGAGAACCCCCGCUUCCGGGAACGGGCCCUCGUGUGGUACUUGGAGCAGCUGGAAGAUGAAGAGGCGCGGAUGCGAAUCGCCAGCUGCGCAGCCCUGGGGUGUCUCAAGGCCAAAGAAAGCAUCGAGCAGCUGGUGUAUCUGUGCCAAACGGACAAGGAGGACGUGCGGGAGGCGGCCAAGCAAAGCCUGAUGCUAUGUGGGGAAGAUGGUAAAUCGGCUCACCGGCGGCUGGAGGAGUCUCUGAACAGCUUACCAAGGAUCUUCGCGCCAGGCAGCAUGGCCAGCACAGCCUUCUGAGACACGCUGGCCUAACACACUUGUGAUCCCUUUGGGGUGAAGGCACCAGGGAGCUGCUGGAGGCUCUCACAGCCUGGGCCCAGCUCCCAUCCCUUGGGAACACGCAGCAGUAUUUAGUACCUCCCUGCCAGCCCGACACACCCCACUCACUGCCUUACGGAUCACAGCUUUCCCUCCCCCCGGCACUGUGCCUGAGGGGCUGCUGGGCCCACCACCGUGGAGAAGUGGGGCUUCGGACACUCUCCUCCCCUCCAGCUUGCUUUUCUAUUUCAACUUGCUAGGUGGGGCCAGAGCUUGUGCGCCCCUGCUGGAGCCUGGGUGGGCAGGUGAAGUCUGCACUGGGACUCCUUCCAGUAGCUCGCAGGCUGCGCAGACUUCCCCAGAUGGACAUGCACUUUGAGGCGAUGUUGUUUCUUUCCAGGAGCUCCCUUUGCUGUGGGCACCGUCCUCCUUCAGCGCCUGGAGUCCCCGGGACUCAAAUAAAAGGAGACAUAGAUAUUAA
Molecule: messenger RNA, 3862 nt
Organism: Chelonoidis abingdonii (Abingdon island giant tortoise)
Lineage: Eukaryota; Metazoa; Chordata; Testudines; Testudinidae
Gene: RIPOR1
Product: RHO family interacting cell polarization regulator 1
Cellular component (GO): cytoplasm
Source: RefSeq, a predicted model, not a curated record